Molecule: messenger RNA, 21801 nt
Organism: Dreissena polymorpha
Lineage: Eukaryota; Metazoa; Mollusca; Bivalvia; Myida; Dreissenidae
Product: sacsin-like
Exons: 8
Coding region: 137-16363 (5408 amino acids)
Molecular function (GO): Hsp70 protein binding
Source: RefSeq, a predicted model, not a curated record
UUUAAUUUUUUGAAAACGGUCUUCACCAAGUGGCGUGUCAUUGCAACAAGCGGCGCGUCAUUUAUGCAGCGGUUCUCUACCAUGAUGCAUAAUCUUCUGAUGUGAUGAGUUAAAACAACAAUGGGUUAACCAAAAAAUGGGUGACUCAGACUCCGAAUCGGAUGCGGAGUACGCAGGAAUAGAGCAGCCCCCGAUAAUUCACCAGCUGAAGAGGAUCCUCGAUGAGUACAGGAAUGAUGUACAGAUCAUCAAGGAGCUCGUGCAGAAUGCAGACGAUGCAGGUGCUUCAGAGCUGAAGGUUUUGUACGAGGGGGACACAUUCAACCAUGAGGAUGGAGGCAAGAAAGCAAGAUACAGGAAGUUCUUCCAGGCCCCUGCUCUGGUGUUCUACAACAAUGCCAAGUUCACAGAAGUGGACUGGAAAGGCAUUCGCCAGAUUUACAGCAGCAACAAGGCGGAUGAUCCGAUGAAAAUUGGCAAGUUUGGCUUGGGCUUCAAGUCUGUAUUUCAUCUAACAGACAAUCCGUGUAUCCUGAGCGGUGACAAGGUCAUGUUUAUAGACCCUCAUCAGAGCAACCCCGGCAAGGUUUGUGUCAGUGUCAAGGUUUGCAAGUUGAGAGGAUGGAAACGUCUCGAUAUUAACGAGUGCUUGCAUGCGUUAAAUAGCAGAUUUGGGUUUAGUGACAAUACUCUUGAUAGUGGACAGUUUGAAGGGACAUUAUUUUGGUUUCCUCUUAGACAGUGUGCCUCAAAACUGUCUGAAAACAUAUGCAAUGAUGAGCAGGUUACAAUGCUUUUACGUGCAUUCAUGGAUGAAGCAAAGCGCAGUUUGCUUUUUCUGAAAACCAUCUGUAGUGUGGAAAUGUUUGUACACAAAUCCCAACCUGAAGGCGAAAUUGUGUAUUCUAGAACAAAUGAAUUUCUCUCUGUCAUUGCACGAGGUUAUGAGAACCCGUUCUUUUUUGUGAAAAUUGAAAAUAAUGAUGGAACUCUCGUUGAAAAGAAAAAGGAGAUAUUACAAGAACUGGAAUCAGUGGGAAGAACAAUACCUGAUCAAACCAAAAUGUGGAUUCAUAAUGUUUUUGUCAAAGUAAUGACAUUUGAACAUUGCCAAGAAGAAAAUACUGUUAAGAAUUGGAUUGUUGUCAUUCAUUUGAAAGGUGAACCUUUAUCAACCCGUUUCAAAGAACUUUUGUCAGACGAUGAUAUCUGCAAUCCUCACUUGGUUGGCCUUGCAGCACCAAUUUUAGAAACUAACUGUUACGCGCAUGACAGUGGGCAUGUGUUUGUUUAUCAGCCACUUCCUCAGGAGACAUCUGCAGUGACUGGACUACCUGUUCACGUGAAUGCAUUUUUUGUUCUCAGCCAAAAUCGAAGACACAUACGAUGGCCAGAUAAUAAUGAGAAACAAGCUACUGACAAAAAAAUUGAAUGGAACAUGCGACUUAUAACAGAAAUUCUUCCCGAUGCAUACGUUGCUCUUGUGACUGAACUUGCAAAAUACUCUCAAAGACAUGAGAACAAUGACAUCUAUGUUAAGUCUGUUUACAACGCCAUUCCUAGCUGCCAAAAAGUGAAUGAACGAUGGAUGAGUCUAGCCCAGGCUGUUCUAGACAACAUUCAGACCAAACCUGUUUUGCUGUCAAAAUCAAAGAAGUGGACUUGUCCUUCUUCUGCAGUCUUUAUUGACAGGGCAUUGAAUGGCUCUUCCAAUAGAGUUUGGGAGCAUGUUGCAGAAGUUUUUAUUGAAGAAGGCACAAUGCUUGUUGAAGCAGAACCACACAUUGUCAGCUCUUUGGAAAAAGUUAGAUCAGAUCAUUUGACAUAUGUUGACGCGGCUCUUCUACAAAACUUGCUUGCAGCAUAUGAAGCUUACAAGACUAAAAACGUUCAAGUGAAAAUUGAUUUGCUUUUGUUUUUGAUGAAAGAAGAUAUCAAACUAAUUGAAGGAUUACAACUGCUGCCCCUUGCAGAUGGUACAUUUACCGAAUUUGACGAUAACGCUCAAAGUGUAUUCUAUGAAGACCAUAGUAUAGUGCACUCAUUUCCAGAGUUUAAGUACAGAUUUGUUGCACUUUGCCAUAAGGAAUUGGACCCGGUUUUUGAAGGAGUUAUUGCGUCUGAUCUCUAUCAGAUAAAGAAGCUUUCUAAGGAAGAAACAUUUGAUCUUAUCCAGUGUUCAUUGAAGAAACACACCACUGAGCAUUCUCCUCAAGAAAACACACAGUUAUGGAUAACAGACAUUUGGCAAAAUGUUUUGACAAAAUGGGAAAAUGAUUUAGAAUUCUUUUCUGAAAUACCAAUUCUUCCAGCCAACAUUUUUGUCAAAGGGUUUCAUCGCCAACUGGUUUGUCUGAAUGACCUGCUGUUAUUUGAACCUGCGCCAUCUUCUUCUGAUUUGAAUGACAUUAUGACCAUGUUAGGAGUAAAAAUAGUGCAAAAUGAAACCCAUGGAAUCCUUGCUAAAGAGGUGGUAAAAACAUUUAUACACCAAGGAAAUGAUGCAGGCUUUACAAAGACCAUAGAACUAAUAACGGAUGCCAAUAUAAAUGCCUUUAACACUAACUCCACCAGUGCUCAGAAGGAAUUGUUGCUUGAUUUUCUGUCAUCAUUCAACAUUUCAAACUUUUCUGCCGCAUGCAAGAACAAUUUGCAAAAACUAUUUAUGUUCAAGGUGGUUAGACGCGUAAAUGAUUGUGUAGACAAAUAUUCCUCCUUAGUUUCUGGAUAUGAUAUAUACGACAUAAGUGAAUUUCCUGUUGACUUUCCAAAUGAAGUGAUUGUUGUACAUUCUCAGGGACAUAAAGCAUUCAUUGAGGCAUUAGGAUUUCCAUUAUUUCAAGAGCAAAGACUAAUACUCAAGAGCAUGGAAAACAUUUCACAAUACUCAGAGUCAGAUACACAAACUUUAAUGUUUUGGUGUUUCAAAUAUCAUUGUCAGUUGGUAAUUUCAGAUAUAAAGAUAAAUUCUACUGCAAGAGAAAUACCAUUUUUAAAAACUAAUGAUGGUCUGGCUAAACGGGCCAGCGAUGUCUUUGAUCCUGAAGAUGUCAUUUUAAAAAGCAUAUUUGAGGAUGAACCAGUGUUUCCAGUUCUUGAUGAAUAUGCGCUCAAAACUGCGAUGCAAGCCUUGCAUAGUCUUGGCUUAAAAAGUGUUAAAAACACAACAAGCGAGGAUAUAGCACGCACUCUGAAGAAAUUGUGUGAAAAGAGCUUUUCAACUGCGGUUUCACAAAGAAAGGCGGCAUUUUUAAUGAAAUAUUUGAAUGAAAAUAAGCAUUUAUUACUAGAAAUGUUUGCUGAUAUGGAAUGGAUAUUGAUAGACACUGUUGAUGAGUUGUAUCCCUGUUCUAUUCCAAUGAAAAACAGGGAUGAUAGGAUGUCUCUAGUGAAGCCUUCAGUGGUGAAGUCACUUAAGUUUUCUGACGUGAUUGGAUCAGUUUGCUAUCUUCAUAAUUGUUCAAACUUUGAGAAUCUGGCAAGAUUUUUUUCCUGGAAUGAAAAGCCGCAAAUAGAAGAAGUCAUCAAACAUUUGAUGAUAUUAAUAAGCAAAUACACUGUUGAACAAAAGGCUACAUGCUUCAAAAUGGUCAUAGAAAUAUACAGUUUUCUUAAUGAAUAUUCUAAAGUUGGAGGCGAACACAUGAAAACCUUGAAGAAUCUAUGGCGUAGUAAAUUCAAAGAAGAAGAGUGUUGCAUAUGGAAUGGACAUGGAUUUUCACCAUUGGCUGGCGUCUACAUACAUCAGUCUGGAUCUGAUGUUCAUUUGCCUCGAUAUGUAAAACCUCUUCCAGAAGAACUUCAAGGAAUGAAAAGUCUGUUUUUGGAACUAGGUUGUUUGCCAAGAAUGGAUCUCCAUACAUAUCUGUUAAUUCUAGACAAAAUAAAAAGGGAUGCUGAAAGAGAAACCGACAAAGUGUUAGAAGGACUUCACGAUUCGAUAUCCAUUUUAAACAAACUUAAAGAUGAUUUUGGAAAUGACCUGCAAAAUACUACUGUGCGACAGAAAAUUUACUGUCCUGUUCAAACUGAAGACAAUAAAUUGGAAUUGCGAAACGUAGAAACGUGUGUUAUCCUGGAUGCAAAUGAUUUACCAGGAUUCAGUCCAUGUGAUGACGAACUUGAAUUCUAUUUUAUUCAUCCCGAUGUACCAAAAUCAACUGUGGAUGCACUGAAUGUAAAGUCAGCAAGGCAGUUGAUGCUAUCAGAUGCUGAUGCCUUUGAGGAAUGGGGUCAAGCAGAGCCACUGACUCGAAGAAUCCAUGUGUUGCUAGAAGAAGGUUACGUUGAUGGUUUUUCCAUAGCAAAAGAACUCUUACAAAAUGCUGAUGAUGCGGGCGCAACGAAACUAUGCAUUCUUUAUGAUGAACGGCAAAACCUUGAAUACCGAAAAAACCUUAUUAGCCCAGGUCUUGCAGACUUUCAAGGUCCUUCUGUAUGGGUAUACAAUGACGCUGAAUUCACAGAAAACGACUUUCAAAACAUAACCAAGUUGAAUGGAGCCACAAAACAAAGUGAUGCAACAAAAAUUGGGAAGUUUGGAUUAGGAUUUUGUGCAGUGUAUAACUUAACCGAUGUGCCAUCUUUUGUUUCCAGGGACAGCUUUUUAAUAUUUGAUCCUCAUACCAGUUUCUUGGGAACCUCAGCUGGUGAGAAAUGUCCCGGCUUGAGAAUUAAUUUCCAAAAGAAACAAAAUUUAAUGAUUCGGAAACGUAUGAGUCAUCAAUUUGAAGUUUUUAACAAUAUUUUCGGUUGUCAACUCACAAAUACAGAUCAUGUUUAUUACGAAGGUACAUUGUUUAGAUUACCACUUCGAAGAAGGGGAAGUGAGAUCAGUAAUAAAGUUUAUAAUCAUGAAGAUACUGUGGACCUGUUGACGAAGGUAGUCCAGAUGGCACCUGACAUGUUUCUGUUUAAUCAGUCUGUAACAAAGCUGGAAAUUUACCACAUUGAAUCCAGUUCCACUGACACUGUUCCGAAACGUGUGUUUCAGGUAGAAAAGAAGCCUUUUCUUUUGACCCCCAUAUCUGUCAGUUCAUCAAUUGUUUGUGCUGCUGUUGAAAAGAAAAAAUCAAGGUCUCUUGAAACCCAUCCCUUAAAGUGCUUACAAAAGGUUAUGAUUGACUCACAAACAACCAACUCACAACGUCUUAGUCUAGGAGAUAACAAAUUUCAAACUUCUUGGAUUGUGUCCUGGGCAACUGGUAAACAAAGCAAAACAUUACAGAUGACUGCUGCUUUAGACCGUGCGCUACCGCUUGGUGCUGUAGCAGUGCCAGAAGCAAAUGAGGAAAAUCAGUUUCAUGAUUAUGUCGAAUAUUGCUCAAUUUCUACAAAAUGUAAAGAUACUCAGGGCCAAUACUUCUAUUUUCUACCACUUCCAAUCCAGCACAGUUUUGAUUUUCAUAUCAAUGGUCAGUUCAGCGUUACUUCAGAUAGAAGGCAUUUCCUAGCUGCAACGCAGGAAGACACCAACACAUCUGUUUCAGAUUGGAAUGAUUGUCUUAUGUCUGAUGUAAUUGUUGAAGCAUUAAUUGCCUUACUUGAGAGUGAUCGAGCCAGAAUUUGCAGCCAAUUCAGUGCUUGGCCUCAAAUUGAAAACACAUCCAACGAGAAAGCAUUCCUGACAAGUUUUUACAACAACAUUAUUUCACAAAACCGGAGUGUGUUUCAUGUUGGCAAUGCACAAAUAUCAUAUUCUAACGCCUGUUUUAUUGAUCCCUGUCUGAGAAAAUCAGAACCAUUAGGGAGAUUGGUUUUUGAAGUGCUGUCAUGUGUUCUUUCCGUGGGAGAAAAUUGGACGUUGGUCGAUGUACCAGAACAAGUCUAUAUGCACAUAAAAAGGUGUGAAACAUCGAACAUACAUGCUCACACAAUAACACUUGAUGGUUUUGUAACUAACUAUUUUCUUCCAAAUAUAGAUAAAUUUGGUGCGACUGAGCAGUUGACUGUGGCUAGAGAUCAGCUUAUGAAAUGCAUUUUAACUAGCAGCCUUGCCAAUGACACAGUUGGAUCUAUUAAAAAGUACGCCUGCAUACCAACACAGCCUCAAGGGAUUCUAAGAAAGCCUGAUGAUUUAAUUGAUCCUUCAUCCAGAAUAGCAGGACUAUUUCAUGAUCAAGACCAAAGAUUUCCAACUGAAAACUUUUUGGAAUCAUUAGUGCACGAAAGACUGGACCAGUUAGGAAUGAUGAAAGAUAAUCUUCCAGAAUCUCUUAUUCUCGAACGAGCGAACAGUGUGAUGGUUUUAAAUCAAACGUGUCAUCUUUGUGCUCUUCGGCGAUGUUCUGCUUUUCUAGAAUAUCUUGAAUCCCAUGAAGAUAUGCGGUCUAUGCAGGACAUGUUUUGCAAACUCAAGAAAAUAAAAUUUAUACCAGUAAUGACCAAACCUGAAAAUUGGCAAUUUGCUUGGAAAGGCGACGAAAUCGCUUUUCAGAACAAAUGUUGUCCCAAACAUGAGUCUAUUGAGCACCAAGCUGCAUUUGUGGCACCCAGUGACAUAUAUUUGGCAAAAGACAUGCCUCUGCUUUGCUGCAGUUCAUUGAUUAUGUGUGAUGAACAAAUUGGUAAAAAAUUUGUUGAUGGAUUUUUUGAGCGUCUUGGUGUCAGGACAGCUUCAGACAAUGAACAAAGUGUUGUUUGUGUCAUUCAGCAGUUGUUUUCAUUAGAAAAUUGUACAAAAGAAGAACAUGUACGUCCACUUUACGAUUUUUUGAAUCAGGCAUGCCAUGACAGCCUUUUGAAGAACAUUGUCAAGAGUAAAUUACAAAACCAGAAAGUUGUUUUUGUGGAUCAUUGUUUUGUUUUUACGGUGCAUGUAGCUCAAAGUAGUGUUGUACAUUGCCCACCCUUUUUGUUUUCUUUGCAAAAUACUACACUAGGAGAAGAAAAGUAUUCCACUUUAUGUAAAACUUUGGAUUUUAAACCUGCUUUUGAUAUUGAUGAUCUGUUGUCAGUUUUAAAUGAACUUAAACAUGACAAACAAGAAUGUUCAUUAGAUGACAAUUGUCUUAACCAGGUGAUUCAUUUGUUAAAGUGUUUGAAUGACCUUAUGGAAGAAGCUCAUAAAAAAGAGAAACACAUAAAUCGUAUGAUUUAUGUACCUGACACUUUAAAAGUUCUGCGUCCUAGUAAAGAAUUGUGCUUCAAUGAAUUUGACACACUUGGAGAAGAUGACGAUAAUGUAAAUUUUAUUCACUCCGAAGUCCCGAUGAAACAUGCCAAACGUUUUGGAGUACGGUCCAUCAGGCAACAGAUGUUGUCAGAUGCGUAUGCAUUCGAGGAAUGGGGCCAAGAUGAACCGUUGACUCGUCGAUUAAAGGUGCUUUUAGAGGAAGGAUAUGUUGACGGUUUUGCUGUAGGCAAAGAACUGUUUCAAAAUGCAGACGAUGCUGGAGCAAGCAAAAUGUACAUGCUUUACGAUGAAAGGCAAAACGAGAUGUUACGUUCUAAUUUGAUUAGUGAAACACUAGCAGAAUGCCAAGGUCCUGCUCUAUGGGUGUACAAUGAUGCUAGGUUUUCAGAAGACGACUUAAUUGCUAUUACAAAAUUGAAUGGUGGAACAAAACAGUUUGAUACUACAAAGAUCGGCAAGUUUGGUCUUGGAUUUUGUUCCGUUUACAACCUUACUGAUGUCCCUAGUUUUAUUUCGGGGGAAAAUUUUGUCAUGUUUGAUCCUCAUACAACAUUCUUAGGAAAAGCUUUACCAGGAAAAAGCCCUGGUAUACGGUUAAAUUUUAGUAAAGAUAAAAAUCUAAAAGUAAUUGGACGAAUGAAACAUCAGUUUGAUGUUUUUGAAGGAGUGUUUGAUUGUCAAAUCACUCAAAAUAGUCAAUUUUUCAACGGAACUUUGUUUAGACUACCAUUAAGAACACGUGGUACCCAAAUCAGUGAUAAAGUGUACACAAAAGAAGAAAUGGUUGAUUUACUACACAAAAUUGUCGAAAUGGCUCCAAAUAUGUUUCUCUUUAAUCAGCAUAUUUCUGAGCUGAAAAUAUUCCACUUAAAUGACAAAGAAAACAUUUCAAACAUGCAAUUAAUUCAUCAUGUAGUUAAACAUGAAGCAAAGUUUGGACCAACAGACUUAAUACAACUCCCAAUCAUGAUAGAAUCGUCUAACCGAAAAAAGACAGGAUCAUUGCAGCAGAAUCCAAUCAAAUGCGUUCGAAAGGUUACUAUCUCAACAGAUGUUUUUGUUACUGCCAAUAUGUCAAUGGGAGGGAAAAAUCAAUCAAGCAUUUCAAAUUGGCUCAUUUCUUGGGCAUCGGGUAAGGAUAGUGAAACAAUAAUGAUUUCUGAGAAGGAAAAAGGUGCCCUCCCCUUAGGUGCAGUUGCAGCGUUAAUUGCAGAAGAUUACGCAGAUGCUGAUUGUGGAGAAAGUCGUUCUUGGCCAUUAGUGGACAUGAAGAUUGCGCCCAAGUGUUUCUUUCAAAAAGGCCACUACUUUUUUUACUUGCCUCUUCCAAUUGAAUGCAGCUUCCCUUUUCACAUCAAUGCCCAGUUCAGUGUAACAUCAGAUAGAAGACACUUUAGAAGUAUAUCUGAGGAUGAUAAAGAUUCAUCCUUUGGAAAAUGGAAUGACGCUAUUAUGUCAGAUAUGAUCGUAGAUGCCCUGCUACAACUUCUUAAAUGCAAUAGCUCAAAUGAUCCAUAUUUUCUGUGGCCUUUAAAAUCAAAUGGGUCAAUAGAACAUAAGUUCAUUGAAAGCUUUUAUAAAACAAUCAUCAAUAACGAAAACAAGUACUGCAUAUUUAGAGUUGCUGACAAGUUGACAUCUUUGAGUAACGUGCAGUUCUUACACGCAGAUGUUAGAAAAAAUGAAACCUUUGGAGAAGCAAUUUUUGAAAUGCUUGGUUAUCUUAUGGAUGGGAAGAUGUUAGUCGACAUUCCAGUUGAUAUUUAUGGACGGCUAUUAGAGGUGAAUGAAGAGGUCAUCAUGAGCAAAACUGUAACAGCCAAAGAGUUUGCAUUGAAAUAUUUUCUACCAAAAAUUAAUAAUAUUAAACAAGAGCACGAAAACUUAAGGGACAAAGUCAUGGUUUACAUCCUUACCAUGCCUGCUGACAAUGACAUCGAAAAAAUGAUAUCAUGCACUGCAUGCAUACCAACAGAUCCUGACAAUGUUUUGCGAGCACCUAAAGAUCUGAUAGAUCCAAACUCGGAUUUGUGCAAAAUGUUUUUGAAGAAUGACGGCUACUUUCCAUCAGCCCCCUUCACUGAAAAUGUCUUAAUAACAAGGUUAACGAAGUUGGGCAUGAUGUGCACAACCAUACGUGAUGAUUUGCUCAUCGAGAGAGCAAACACUGUUACAGGACUGUAUACAUCAUGCUGCUUUUGUGCUUCACAGAGAAGCCUUUAUGUUCUGAAUUACAUUCGGUCUCAUAUAAGUGCCAUAGAAAAUAAUUCUGCACUAAAAGAAACAUUACAAAAUUGCAGGUUUUGUGUAGUUCAAAACAAACCUCAUGGCUGGGAAUUUGAUUGGCAUGGAGGCAGCAUUGGCUAUGAUCAAAUUUUAUGUAAAGAACAUAAAGACAAAAUACAACCGGUUGUUCUGGCUUGUCCUGUUCAGAUGUUUACACAAGAAUCGAAAAAUCUUGUUGGCUGUCAUUUGUUAAUAGUUGAUGAGUCAUAUUCGUUAUUUACAAAAACAGCUGAAUAUUUAGGUAUUAAUCAGUUACAGAGCAAGAAUGAAACGCAUGUAAAACAUGUAUUGAAACAAUUGGAAAUGAUAGUCUGUUUAUCUGGAAAAAAAAUGACAUUCAAAAUGCAGAGAGUCAUAAAGGAUAUUUAUGACUUUAUUGAAAAAGCAUGUGUCCAUAAUGACCUCGUUCAGAAACUUGUUGUGGAAUAUUUUGUUAGUGAGAAUACCAUAUUGGCAGGCAAUGUGUUUGUUAAUCCCUUAAACAUUGUUAAGUCAUGUUACGAGAUUGAUUGCAAGCCAUUCAUAUACACUCUAGGAGAAACAUUUUUGUUGACAAAACCGUCUUUGUGUGACGUUUUACAAAUAAAGGCGACUUGUACAAUUGAUAAAAUUAUUUCAAUUCUUAAAAAUAUUCACCUUGAAAAAGAAGAAAGUAAUUUGACUGAAGAGGAAUUUCGUCAUUGCAAAAAUCUUGUGAACUGUAUUGCUCAAAUAAUAAUUAAAGAGAAAUACAUCCUUGAAGAUAUUUUGAAGGAUGUAGGCACAAUCUAUGUGCCGGACACAAACAGGAUCCUGCAACCAAGUCAUGAGCUUUGUUUUAAUGACUAUGAUUCCAUUCCAAAGAGUGAUAGCAUGAUUUAUGUCAAUGAUGAUUUUUCAAAAAACACCGCGAAGGCCAUUGGUGUGCGCAAGAAAAAAAUGAGACAUUAUCAAGAAAACUCGCUUGAUAUAGAAGGCUUUGAAGACUUUUACCAACACGAGCAAUUAAUAACACGUAUUCAUCGACUUUUAGACGGUUACCCCCUAGGAGUUGAACUUCUAAAGGAAUUAAUUCAAAAUGCAGACGAUGCCGGUGGCACUGAAGUGUGUUUUGUAUUGGAUUAUGAAUUCCAUUCUGACACAAACUUGCCUUCAAAGUCGAUGCGACCAUUACAAGGUCCAGCAUUAUGUGUUUUUAACAACAGUGCCUUCACGGAAGCAGAUUUGAAAGGUAUACAGCAUUUGGGCAUUGGAAGUAAAGGUGAUGAUCCAUUUCAAAUAGGCAGGUAUGGGGUUGGAUUUAAUGUUGUAUAUAACAUAACUGAUACACCAGCAUUUUUAACUAUUGGAGAAGAUUUGAACACCAUGUGCUUUUUUGACCCGAUUGCUGAAACAAUCCCCGGCAUCACUCAAAGCAAACCAGGUAAACGUCUGACAAAUCUGGAAAAAUUUCGGAAGCAUUACCCGGCUUUAUUUAGUGGUUUUCAUGAGUGCCAUUUCUUUGAAUCUGGCAAUGGCACAAUGUUUCGACUUCCGUUGAGAACAAAAAAAAGCUCAAUUAGCUCUAAUGUGAUCACAGUCGAGAUAGUCAAAGCCAUGCUAAAUGACUUCCGCCAGUACAUGACUAGAAUACUGUUGUUUUUAAAGAAUAUUAUACAAAUAUCGAUAGUUGAAUAUAAACACAGUGAUUACACAUGUCUUUCUAGUGUAAGAAAAACGUUUGACGAGGACAGCGCAGCCACUGUGCUAGAUUUUUCAGCAAAGUUUCGGGAUAUGUGUAAGAACUUCAAAGAAUCAAAAGGGUUGGUAACACAAUGUCCGCAGCAUGUAUCGUCUUUUAGAAUUACCGUGUUGCAUGAAGAAAAUGGCACUCCUGUUCCAAAACAGACAUACUCUAUUGUGCAGGCAUUGGGUUUUAGACAUUCACUUCCGACAUUGUUGAAAGAAGAAAUUCUUCGAGGUUCUAUUGCACUUUUUCCUGUUGGGGGCGUGGCAUAUAACGAAGAAAAAUAUAGCACCAUUAAUGACCAUGAUAAUGUGUUUUGUUUCUUGCCGCUUCCUUUGAAGUCUGGACUUCCAGUGUAUGUACAUGGCUAUUUCGCUCUUGAUCACGAAACGCGUCGCUCUUUAUGGGAUGCAUCAGAUGAAUCAAAAUGCGUCAAAACUCUUUGGAACAAAUGUUUGAUAGAAGAUGUAAUAAGUACAGCGUAUGUACAGCUCAUCGAUAUACUAAAGGAACGUUUCACAAGCACAUGUAUUGGUAAAGACACAAGUGAAUAUACAGUUGUACAUUGUGUUGAAAAGGUUGUAAAUAUUUAUCCCCUCAAAUCGAAAAUUCGUGGUCCCUAUUGGGAGUGGCUUGUUAAAGGAGUGUUCUCGAAAUUGGAAAGUGAAAAGCACGACUAUUUACCUUCAUACAGAAAAGAAGUAACACAAAACUUCCUGGGGUUGCAAAAGUCAUCUGUUUUGCGACUUACAUGGUUGUCUGUUCAACCCAACGAUCACACAUUUCCAACCUUGUUUAAAGACGAUUCAUGUUACAAAGACGAUGAUUACCAUUUGGACAAUAUACUUAUGGAUAUUGGAUUGAAAAUUGUGUGUUUAAAAAAAUGUGUUAGAGAAAGCUUGGAGAUUGCAGGUGUGCAGUGCAUUGACAUCCAACCUAGAAAGGUUAUUGACUUUUUGAUGUCGCCUCGUAACAAAAAUGCACCUGACUAUUGUAAAGUUGAAAAAGAGAUUGACGUUACAAAGUCUGUGUUACGUUCAAUAGACAGUGUCAUGAGACUCAUCAAAUACAUUGCGAUAGACAAACCAUAUUUUGAACUAAACGUUUCUAAAAUUCCUGUUGUUGUGUCAGGGGAUAACAUCAUACGUUGCCUUUACAGCAGUGGUAUCAUGUUUGUCACAGAAUAUUCAAAUUUAUUUCCAAACAAGCAGCAUUUAUUUCUUCACAAUGCAUUACUUAAUUGUUUUAUAUCGUUGUGCGAUAAGCAAGAACACCUUAAAUCAUUCACAUUGAAAGACUUCUCCAAAUUGGCCCGGUUUGCAGAAUUUGUUCCAAAAGCCCCUGGAAGAGUUAAGAUUAAGCCAGAGUUUGUUGAGUGGUUGAACAUAUUUUGGAAGUUCUUUCAAGAUUGUUUUGACAAAAGCAAUAAAAAAGAACGCGGCCAUAAUACAGAUAUAGAUGCUGUGUCUGUAUUAUCAAAAGCAUUAAGUGAAAUUGAAGAAUUUUUAAUAGUUCCUAUUUGUGAAACACUGUCCAAAGGAACACUUUUAUGUUCAUCUAAAGAAAUCCCAAAACUGUUAAAUGUAGAUUCUUUUCAGUGCCAGUGGCGCACUGCAUUUACAAGAUUAAAUAUUCCUCAAUUGGAUGUUAGUUUAAAAGCUUCAAGUUGGUUUUAUAGCCGUACCCAGGAUGCCUUUGAACUUUUAAAUACUCUUGUUCCUAAUGUAAAAGCACCGAACGCGGUUCUUAGAAGUCUAGAACUUAACGAAGAGCUGAUUAACAAUGCAGAUGUAUCAAAUGAUGAUGUCAGGGCGAUCUUAGAGUAUUUCAAUGAAUGUUUGAAAGAUGCAAAAAUACCUGAAAUUUCUGGGCUACGUCGAUUGAGAUUAUUCAUUUCGUCAGGAAAUGAACGAGUUGCAAUUAGUAAGUUUGAACGUGCUUACAUCAUACCAAGAGACAUGAAAGUUAAAGGGUUACAGACCAUAAUACUGAAGUCAAAUGUGCUUCUUAUCACAGCAGAUGAAAGAUUAAAAUUGUUAAUGAAUACACUUGGCUUAAAAGAAGAAUCAUUGCCAGAUGUGUACAUUCAGCAUAUCAUACCAAAGCAAAAGCAGAUGUCACGAGAAGACUUCUACCACCAUGUUUAUUUUUUAGCAGGAUACAUAUGUCACAAUCACCUCAAUCCUACAUGUCAAGAUAUUGUGGCGCAUUUGUCAAAUGCUGACUUUAUUGAAACAGCUAAGUGCUUUGUGACGGUAAGACAAUUGUUUGAUCAUGAGAACAAAAUAUUCAGAGAAAUGUGCAGCAUGGAAGAAUUUUUGCCAAAAGAAUUACAAGCUUACCAUGUGGGGCUACGAGAUUUAAUGUUGAAAUUAGGGUUACAGGAUAAACUUGACAUUCGUUUAUAUGAACGUUUUGCUCGAGAGAUUGAAGAAAUGGCAGACAGAGCUUUGGAUAAAACUGUGAAAGAAAAGUCCAUCAGUUUGCUUGAGAGUUUAGCAAAAGAAGAUGUUACUUUUUUCAAACAAAACAAUUGUGAUACUUUGACAAAUAUCAGGUUUGUGACACCCAAAAUUGUCGGUCAAAGAUUGCAGAAGCUACAUCCACAAUACCAAUCUAAUGGUCUUGUUUCAUUGUCGGAAUGUGUCACAGAUACAAAAAGUUAUAUUUGUUGGACUACAUGUAGUAUUUUUCCUCACAUAAAUAUACAUCCUAUUGCCUUUGAUCGUCUGAAGAUUCAAUCAAAACCAUUGCCGUCUAAAUGGAUCCAACAUUGUAGACAAAUUGGAAACCGUUUGCAAAAGAUUUUGUCGUAUAAUCCAUCGAAUAUUGAUUUAGAAAAGAUACAACAGGUUUUGGUGGCUAUUUACCAAUCAGUUCAUGAAUAUGGAACAUGUGCCAAAUCUUUGCAUGACACACCGAUGGUUCUUUUCCAUGAAUCAGGCUUACUUAUCCCUGCAAAAAAUAUAAUUACCGAAUGUUCACAAUAUGAUGAAAUACCACCUCUUUUAAUGAAGGCCCCAGUAUGUUUUGGGUCUCAUUUUAGUUCGUUUAUUGCACUUGGUGCAAGGGAAAAGCCUGAUUAUCAAGAUUAUGCUGACAUCUUAGAUAAUCUUCCGCAUGAAGAACAAUUAAAUCCAAUAGAAUUGCGUCAUGCAUCUCAAGCAGUUACAUUAUUAUUUUUUCAUAUGAAAAUGAGCAAGGAGAUUAAAUUGCAAACACUCCAUCUUCUGUGCACAGAUGAUACAAUACGUAGGGCAAACUGUUUGGUAGUCAAUGACAGAAUUCAGUACCUAAGUCGUUUGAUGAAGACCGACUACCUACUGUUAUUUGCAACUGUAGACCUCGGUGAUACAUACGACACAUUUUUCAGGCUUCCUAAACACAUCCGACCAUAUCUGUUGAGUGAAUUAGUAAUUGAAGAUAUUGAUUUAAGUAGGAUGCAAAUUCUUCCUGACAGUCGUAAAGCCUCUGCAAUUAAAGAAUAUCUCCAGAGCGGAAUGUUCAAAAAUAGCAUUGUUAGAAUAGCUCGAAGUCUUUGCCUAGCUAAUAAAACACACUGGGACUUGAACAAAGAAGUUAUCUUAUGUAAACUGAUGGACAGUAUGACAGUUAACGAAGUGAGGCAUAUGUUUACUGUUCUAAAAAUGUUUAAUCUUGAAAAUGGGCAAAAGUCAAACACAGCCACAUUUGUUGAUGGUACUAAGCAAAGUCGAUGCGUACAUGUUCAUGAAGAUGAAAACUCAGUUAUUUCAGUCAAUUUUUGCAGCGAUCGGAGUAUAUGGUUUGAUAUAUUCAGACGAGAAGUUGCAGAUAUUUUGCAGAAGCAUGUUGGAGGACAUUGUCAUUUAUUAAAUGCCAUUUUAAAUUUUGAGUUAGAUUCUGAUGAUCUCCUGACAAUCCUAACUGACCAUUGUAUUCCACUUUACAAUUCAAAACUCUGCAGACAUGUGGAUAAAUGUGAAGUGCCAGUUCCAGGUGACUUUGUGCAAAUGAAAUACCACAAAUUUUUGAGUAACGGGUAUGGUGUUAUUCCAGAACACGAUUAUGAAUUCAUAGCCUUGCUUGUGGAAGAUCCUGCUCUUCAGGAAAAUGAGGAUGAAAAUGAUACUUCUUCAACAUACAUUUAUGUCCAUGUUAAAAGAAGGAAUCCAGAAACUGUACAUGAACUACCGCUUUUUCAAGAAUAUGAAAUAGAUAGUGGAGAGGAAAACAGACGAAUGGUUAAAGCUUUUUUAUUGUACCGAUUUAUUCGUGAAGAAAGUGUUAAUGUAUCAAAUGAGAGAAGUGUAAAUGUUGAAAGUGUUAAUGUAUCAAAUGAGAGAAGUGUAGUUAUGUAUGAUCGCGUGACAAAUGAAUCCAACACAAUAGAAGCGGAACCUUCUCUAACUGAUGUAUGCAAGGAGGUAAGACAGAUAUUGUUAGAAUCUCUUAAACUGACGGAAUCUGAAAGAAAGCAUGUUAUUAAACGUUUGAUGUUUAAAUGGCAUCCAGAUAAAAAUCCUGAUUGUGUGCAGAUGGCAACCAAGGUGUUUCAGUAUAUUCGCCAGUGUAUACAUCUUAUAGAACAAGGAAGGAGUAUACCAGAGUUCCAUGAUGACAAUGUGGACGCGACUGACGCCCCAGAAAAAGGAUAUAGAGGUUCCGAUAGCCAUAACUGGUACGAUCGAUACUGGCGAAGACAAAGAGAAAACUACAGUGAUGAUGAUUGGUUUUUUAAUCAAAGAUCUUCAGGAACCUCUUCGGGAAGAAAAUCGUACGGGCCAUCGUCCAGCAGUUUUACGUCAUCCUCUUCUGGAUUUUCGUACCGACGUGAAGAAUCCCCUCCAUAUCCCUUCCCAGCAGAGGCCAAGCGAUGGCAGAAGCAGGCUCAAGCAGAUUUGGAGGAAGCACAGCGGACUUACGAUAACAGUGGCUAUCCUAACUGGAUUUGCUAUAAGGCACAUCAGGCUACAGAGAAGGCAUUGAAGGCAGCAUGGUACGCAAAAGAUAGAAAUAAAGUUGGAAACAUCAAAAACAGUCAUGAAUUAACAGCAAUUGCAAUAGGGUUAGAUGGUCAGCUGACGAGCCUCGCAGGGCAGAUCUCAGCUAUCACAGGCCACCACACCCGCAUGCGGUACCCUGACAUGGUGUAUGGUUCAAUCCCUGCUGAAGCUUAUUCACGGGAGGAAUCAUUGAAGGUCGUUGAGUUGGCACGACAAAUAAUUGAUCAUGUUCAAAGUCACUUUUUAACUUAAUUGCAAGGAUCAAUUAGUUAAACUUCCAUUAAAGGGACAAUAAAUCUUAAAUGAUGUAAUUGAUAAAAUAGUUUAUAUGCAAACAUUUAGAUGUAAAUAUUUGUGAAUAACUUGGUUUUAAAGAGUUUCAUGUAUUAUGUAUGAUUCGACUUUUGUGCGGAUUUUUUUUUUGAUGCGCACAGUUUGAAGUAAUAUGUGUGAUCCAUUUUUUUGUAAAUAGCAGUUUAUGAUUGAAUAUGAUUAAUUGUUGUUGUAAAUUGGUUUUAAUAUUUGUUAGCAUCAUACUUUUGGAAUAUUGUGUUUGGAAAUUGUUUUAUUCAUGUUGUUAUAUUUCCUUACGAUUGCAUAUGUAAAUAAUGUGUUUGGAUAUAUACAUGUACUAUGCUUUUUCCAGUGCUAUAGAGUUUCACUGUAAAAAUUUAUAUGUGAUAUUCUGUUGAUUACUUUUUUAAGGAUUUAUUAAGUAAAUACUAGAGUAAUUCAUUCUAGUAAUAAUAGUAUAGGAAUUCACGUGUGUAUAUAGACCUUUAAGCAGAUGAAUUUUAAUGAUUGCUAAAUGAUUUCUAUUUAGCAGAGACGUCUCUGUAUUUAGGAAUAUGAAUAAUGCUUUUGCUAUAUUUGUUUAUUUGUGUGUACAGAUUUUGAAUAUUGAUAUUUGUCUCUUGUGUAAAUUAGCGUGUAAAUUAUGAUAUUUGAAAGCCAUGCGCUUUAGGUGUGCACAUGUAAACUAUUGCGUUUCAUUAUUUCUUCAAAGUAUGUUAAAUGUUUCCAUGUAAACAUAAUGUUUUGUAUACAGGCAUUAAUAUAAAUAAGGCUAUUUUGUUCUUUAAGAUAAUGAUUUUGGAUAGUGAUACUGUAUUGAUAUAAAAUGAGUCAUAUAUGUAAAUAAUGUUUAGAUUGCUCCUGUAUAUGAUAAGUUGUUUCUGUUUUCAUCGUCAUAAAUUUAUUGAUUAUGUAAAUACAGAUUUUUGGCAAUAAAUCAUAAUGAUUGCAAUUUUAUAAUUAUUUGGGGAAAUUAAAAUGAAUAAUAAAUUUUCUAUAAUUAUAACAUUGUAAAUACAAAUAUGACUUAAUUGGUAUAGUCACAACAACAUCAAAUUCAUGUGUAAAUAAUUGGUUUGUACUAAACUUAAAUAUGCUAUAGAAUUGCACAUGUGUAUAUUUACAUUUCAUUAUUCAUUUGAAUUAUGCUUCAUAUUUGCACAUAAAUAAAAUACAAUGCAGAUUUUGUAGAUAUGAAUGUACAUAAUUAAGGCUAUUCGAUUACAUAUGUGUAUAAUGAUUGUUGAUAUUUAUAAUGAUAGAAACAAAGGACUUGUAAAUAAUGAGUAAUCUAUGCAAAUAACGUUAAGAGUUGAUCAUGUAAAUAUCGAGAUUUGCAUUUUAUGUGGAUAAAUUUAAAUGAUUGUCAUUGUAUGUAAUGAAAGUUAUUUGAAUAAUGUUAAACUGAAGAUGUAAAUAAUGAUUUUGACCAUUCUUAAUAAUGCUAUAGGAGUGAACAUUCAUAUAAUAUUUGACCAUGAUAUGACAAAUGUUAUACAAUUGGGCAUGUGAAUAAUGGUGUUGAUAUUAAUAUCAAUACUGCUGUACAAGACAUGCAUGUAUAUAGCUUCAGUGAUUCAUGUGAAUAUGACAGUAAAAUUCUACAUGUUAUGUUAUACUUUUGAGAUCCAUAUAAAUAACGGAUAAUACACACAGCAAUCAUUUAGGAGAUCCAUAUCAAAAGUGGAUAUAUUCAUUUGUAAUACUUUAAUUAAUAGUGUAAAUGUAUUUUGAAUGAAAAUUACACAUUUUUGAAAACAUGUGUCAUUGCAAAGUUUGGUAUUGCUUCUGUAAAUACUGAUUUUGGUUGACUAUAAUUGUGAUGUGUAAAAUGAGUGCUUGUUUUAAAUGAGUUGAAUUUUGUGUUGCAUUUUUGUUUAUAAUUAUAUGGGUCAAUUCAUAUGUUUGAACUAUGAACAUAUAUUUUCCUCCAUGUAUUAUAAUUUGUUUCCUAUUACUAGUACUGUAAUUAUCCUUCAAUAUCUGUUCAUUUGAUACCUUUGAUAAUGGUAUUCAGACAAUUUGAAACAGUGAAACUAAACUUUUAUUGUUACAUAAUAUGUUCUUUUAGUAUUGUGAUGUUAACACUGCAACUGUUGUAAAGUGUUGAUGUUCUUAUAAAUAUGUAUUGAAAAUGCUACUUAUUAUGAUACAUGUGAAGUUAAUACAACAGCAGUAGUAACGUAUUUAUUUCCUUACCAAUUUGUAUCCCUGUAUUCCUGGGACUGUGUAUAUCAUCACUCUGUGAUUGGCUUAGAGAGAUGACAUGCACAGCCCUAGGUAUAGCCCACAGUCCUUACAGCCCCCCUACCCACCCAACGGUCCCAACCUGUCAACAAAAACUGUACUUAUUUGACUGAUAUGCAUAGUUUUUCAAGCGUUUAUAUGAUUUAUUGAAAAAAAAUGGGUUUUUGAUCAAUUACCAGUAUGCAGUUGCAUGUUUGUUACGUGUCAUACAAAUUAGACAAACCUUUUAAAUGUUCAACCCAAAAUUGCGUCUAUAAGAUAUGACACCUUAUGUUGUUUCUUCAUGACGAUUAUUUUUCUGUUGUUGUAAUGUGUUUGUUACAUAAUUAUGUUUAAUUUUUAUUAUUUUCUGUUUUGCAACUUUCUUCUAUCUUGUUAUUUGUGAUAAAUAUGUACAUGUUUAAUUAUGAUAUUCCAAUACCAAAAGCAAAACCACAAUUAAUGCAAUUUAAAUACCAGAAAAAUGAAUCACAGUCAAAACUAGAGAGAGUGCUUGUCCGAAAUCGUUAAACUUGUAUAUUAAGGUAUGAAUGUAAAAAUUACUUUAUCAAGUAUGUAACCUGAAAGAUUCAGGUGACAUUUUAGUUUUACAUUUACUUAAUGUUUGUGUAUUUCUGGAUUCACUCAAGGGAGAGUCAUUUUGUUGUUAAUGGGACUGUGCAUACGGUAGUUGGUAUUCUGACAUGUCAUAAAUGCCAGAGAGUGCCAUUUACUUGUGAAUAAUACCACAUUGAUUACUUUUAAAUAACAAAUAUUGAUUUAUUGGCCUGAUUUUAUAUUUUAUUUAUAAGUUUAAGUAUUACUCCUUGGCAAUAUUUUUAUUUGUAUUGUUGUUUUAUGUUGUUUGUUUAGAUGUUUUAUGCCUGUUCUUUUUAAAUAUAUCUCGUGACUCAACUUCUUCCACUCUUUGUUGAUCCUUUUAAUGAUGAUAAGGCGGCAUAAGUUUACUAUAUUCGGAGAUUUUUGUCCAUCAUGUGCUGUGUGUAUAAUGUGUGCCUUUUGUAAUUGCCUUUUCUGAAGUAUACAGACUGUAUUAAAAAGCUUGUUUAGGGUUUGGUGCCUUGAUAUGCACUUUUCAUGAUUAAAAACCCGUUUUGCAUCAGAUGUUUUUUCAUGGUUUGUGUAUUAAUGUAAAAUAUUUUAUUACAAAUAUUUUAAGAAUAUGUGUUGAGUUUCAUAAUGAUGUCACACUUUAUUAGUAUAUGCAGUUGGGAGUUGGAAGUUACUUUAUUGUGGCUGGCAUAACUGGUACAAUAAGGCUGUUUGGAGAAAUUAUGUAUGCCUUAUCUUAAUGUUUGUUGCUCAUAAACACUUGCUUAAGUUGUUUUUGUUAGGGAUUACACUUAAUAAUUGAUGCACAUUCCUUAUUUUUUCUUCUUUUUAUAUAUGCUUAUAUAUCGUAAUUGAUUUUUAGUUUAAAUGCCAACCUAUUUACAGAUACAUGUUUCAAUUGGCAAAUAUAAUGUUAACAAAUCUACGACGUAUACAUUUCUUUCCUAAUCUAUGUUGACAUAAAAUGUUCCAUACCUUUAAACCAUUUAAUUACAUAGUUAGAUCAUUUGAUUGACGCGUAUACUCCAUCAUCUACAUGUAAGAAGUUGUUACACAUUUUGUGUUAUCAAUGUAAUGCAUAGUAUUAUUAAAAGUAUUAUGUACUUAUAGUUAUAUCAAUAACUUAACGUCCAUCGAUUCUAAUCAAUCUGAAUUCACGUGUUACCCUUGGGUUAAUUAUAGAAGCAAAAAAAGUAUAUAACUCUACAUAUAACUCUACCUAUAAUACUGUAAGCAAUUGAUUCUUGAUGUCAUAAUGUUUGUCUUUAUCGAAGAAUGUUGUUUAUUGGUGUAUUACCCAUGUUACGAUUUUUUUUGCAAGUUUGUAAGACAUAAUAUUUUGUUCGACACAGAUCACCCGAUUAAGGAGCAAACCUUAUACAUGUAACUAACAUGCAUUAUAUUAGAGAAAAUUAUAUUUGGUUCGCUUAUAUGCCAGGUCAUUUGUGUGUUUUCAUAUAUAAAUAAUUAUAUAUAUAUAUAUAUAUAUAUAUAUAUAUAUAUAUAUAUAUAUAUAUAUAUAUAUAUAUAUAUAUAUAUAAUAUGAAAAGAAAUACUGCAACGUUGUUCGUUGCAAGAUGGUCUAGUAUAGUUAGCACAUAAGGGAUGUUUUGUUUAGAAAUUUUAAGAAUACAUGCAUACACAUGACGUGAAUUUCCGUAUCUUUUUAUGUCCCCCAUCAAUAUAGUGGGGUACAUUGUUUUUGCCCUGUCUGUUGGUUGGUUGGUUUGUGUGUUUGUUUGCUCCAACUUAAACAUUUGCCAUAACUUUUGCAAUAUUGAAGAUAGCAACUUCAUAUUUGGCAUGCAUGUGUAUCUCAUGGAGCUGCACAUUUUGAGUGGUGAAAAGUCAAGGUCAUCCUUCAAGGUCAAAUAUAUGUGUCAAAAUCGCUCAUUUAAUGUACACUUUUGCAAUAUUGAAGAUAGCAACUUGAUAUUUGGCAUGCAUGUGUAUCUCAUGGAGCUGCACAUUGUGAGUGGUGAAAGGUCAAGGUCAUCCUUCAAGGUCAAAGGUCAAAUAUAUGGGGACAUAGUGUUUCACAAACACAUCGCUUGUUUCAAGAUAUAUAUGACGUGGUCUUGAGAUGAGGAUGUGAAAUAUAUGCAUGUAAUGUAUUUUAAUUACCUGUCAUUGUGCAACAGGAUUUGUUGUAUUUACAAUUACUGUAAAAGUAUUAUUCUUACCUAAGUCAUCUAUCCAUCUUUUUAAAUUACAGUCUCUAAUGUCUUAUAACAUAAACAAUACAUUUGUUUAUUUUUUAUCAUAGUAUUUUUUUAACAAUUGACGGUUUUAUUAUUAAUUGUUUUGGAACAAAUUAAUAAUUAAAAAGAUACCAAACACAACUCUACAAUUAUUAACAAUAUUUUAUUACUUUUGAAGUUGUUAUUGGAUUAAAUAAAAUAUUAUUUUUAUUAGUAUUACAGUACAAAACAAAUAAUAUAAUUAUCCCCCCCCCGUCCAAUACUUAUAUGGUUUACAUAACCCGGUUAUGUUUCGUUUCAAUUAUGUUACAUGUCAGUUAUGUUACAUAUCAGGUAUGUUGAUACAAUAUGGCUUUCUUUCUGUUAUACAUUUCGUAAUAAAUAUAUAUUUUGUUA